GUCCCCCUGCUCACUCCGGGUCUCGGUCGGUCGGUCGGUCGGUCGGUCGGAUUCGCAGAUUUUGUCGGUCAAGCUUCAUCGAUUCGGCUGAAUUGCCCGCCACGCCCGAGCCUGAAGAGAAUUGCGCCGUGAGCUUGACCGAGUUCCGCUCGUUCGGCGAAUUCGCGAUCAGAGCGCUGGCUGCUCGGCUUCAUCAACUGUACAUUGAUAUUGUUCUCAUGGGCGGUGAAUUCAAGAAACAUUUUGGGGCCCUAUCUCUUUGCUGAAGAAUUGUACAUUAUUCUUGGACCUUGCCUCCCUGGGGGGGAUUUGAUGGGAGCUUAUCUUCAAAUAAUCGAUGGACUUCCAGAUUUUUUCACUGAUAGAGAGGAGAUACGAUAUCUGAGUGAAUGCGGAAGCGGAACAGGCGGGAGAAGCUUCACCAGCACCCGCGAUAUCGCAUCAUCUCUUCAGGUAGCUAAGAGAGAAGCUACCUCGUCGGGUUUACGGGAAAUGGGUGAGUGCUCUAGUUUCUGGGCAGGACAGUUGGAUGACUGCUUUGACGACCUCCGAGCUCCAAGUACGGAAUCACUUGUCAUCCAAGUUCCUGCUGGUAGAAAGGGUUACUCGACGAGAGCCGGAAAGAUGGGUAGAAAGGAAGGGGACAACUGUGGCUCAAGCAGUCGGAUCAACCACAGACACGUUCUAGAUAGUGGGAAUGGUCCAACCUUUCCGAGAAUUGAAUUUUCCGAGGGCAAAGCUCAAGAGAGUCCGGCCUUUGAGGGUGAUGCAGUAUGUAGGAGUGUAGGUUUGUGCGAUGCAGGGUCCAGUGGUGUAAGGAAUGAAGAGACCUCAUAUAUGGUAGUGGAUGUGUUGAACAAGGAUGAUGCCUCGGUCCAGACCCUUGGUGUCAAUGUGCUACCUGAGACUGAAUUCGAGGCUUCUCUAGAUGUACUAGAUGCGGACUUGGACGAUUACACAGAGAGAUUGCCAGAUCAUCUACUUACGGAAGUGUUGAUCCGAGUUCCAGUGCGAGAUUGGCCUGCAGCUGCUGGUGUGAAGAGAAGAUGGGGCCAUCUUUUUAGAGGCGAUGGUUUGUGGCACACUGCUCUCAUGAAACAAUGGCCCCAAGCAGGCCUUACAAGGCGUUGGCCUGGACCUAUAUCUCGCGGUUCCAGUAAGAGGAGGUUCAUCGCACUGCACGUCAGUGGAAAUUUGUUCAUGAAAGAAAAAGUGGAUGGUAUCGACGAAAUAGCCGGUCACGUUUACCUCUUCCUGAAAGAGCAGCUUGAAUCAUCAACUCCACCUGCGUCCUAUGGGCUACUCCAUGGCACAAUUAUAGACCAGUUUCUGGCAUGCAGUAAAACAGGAGAUGAGGCACAUGAGUUAGCAUCUAUUAUAUGGGUCGCAGUGUUCGACAACUUGGAUGAGACUGAGAACACAUUUCAUCUCCUAAUGAGGAUUGCUGAAGAAUGGGAGGUCUUUCUGCCAUAUCCAUACACAAAGUCCAAUGCUGUCCAGUGGCGACUCUUCGAACGAUUAUUCACCGACUUUCGUGAUUGCUUGUCUCAGUACAACUACUUCGACGUACUGACUAGAGCAAAACAUAGGUUCGACCUAAUUCCCGCGACAUGGCUAGGGUACUGAAGAUUGCGAAUCAUAACAGGGCCGCCUGAGUCCAAAAUUGUAACGAAAUCUUUCUCUGUUCAUAGAAACACAGAAAGGUGACAAAUGCAUCGAUGAAGAGCUUGUAAUCGCUCUGUCACAGAAUCACUACGAACAGGUUUUCAUUUUGGCACACGACUGUACUUCGUAUAUUCUUUUAUGCAUACCUUUACAGGUUGUACCAGUGACGGAUCAGAUCCAAGACGAUCCAGCGUCUGCAUCUGCAUCUGCUGAGCUUCGCCGAAAUAAGCUUGUAUAUAUAGGUCACAAGUAAGAUUAUCUGUGUUGGAGAAAGAAGCCACGCCUCAGGACAUUUGUCCGACUAUAUUAUACCAAACACAUAGAGUAGUCGGUAGUUGGACGUUCAUUUUUUGUAAUUCAUUCAUCCGAGUGUCAUUCAUCUAUGGCUUGAUCAUGGUCGCAUGGUCGUUCCGUUGCCUAAGUAUUCACGAAAAGAUUUGUGCAGC
This is a messenger RNA of Marchantia polymorpha subsp. ruderalis, 2111 nucleotides long. The record is from the annotation of a GenBank genome assembly. Lineage: Eukaryota; Viridiplantae; Streptophyta; Marchantiopsida; Marchantiales; Marchantiaceae.